This is a messenger RNA of Pochonia chlamydosporia 170, 3153 nucleotides long. RefSeq names its product OPT oligopeptide transporter. The transcript has 2 exons. NCBI's taxonomy places the organism in Eukaryota, Fungi, Ascomycota, Sordariomycetes, Hypocreales, Clavicipitaceae. The coding region runs from base 1 to 3153 and encodes 1050 amino acids. The record is from RefSeq and is a predicted model, not a curated record. Gene Ontology annotation, biological process: transmembrane transport. Gene Ontology annotation, molecular function: oligopeptide transmembrane transporter activity.
AUGGGCCGCCGCACCAAAUCCAAGUCCGAGUCCACCACCACCACCACCACUUCUUCGUCAGAAUCCAAGACCAGUCGAUCUCUCUCGCCGUCUGGUGAGACAAGGGUAUAUGACUCCCAAUUGCAGGAGCAGGGCGUACCUCUUCAAACCCUAGCAGCUGCAUCGUCCUCCACAUCUCGGUCCACUACAUCAACAACUUCGUCGUUACCGCCACAGCCGACCAAGAAGAGUUCCUCGUCAGCCGAACAAGGCGAGCAGACUUCUUCUGUGGCGCCUCGUCCGUCGCGCCGUUCACGCUCGUCGUCCUCGACUCCCGUACCUGGCCAUGAUCUUGCCUCUACGAGCCUCAACGAGGCAAUAGCAGAGCCGUCUCUUGGCUGUCUUGAUCCCCAGCUCGACGAAGGCGACAUGGCUUCCAAGAAAACGCCUAUACUCCGCGCUGUUGACGGUUCUCGGCCGAGCUCCUCUCCAUACGGCUCAGUAGCUGUCAGCAGAGAUGCGUCUCCCAUAAGCAGCGAUUCCGAGGAGGGCGAUACUCACCGGCUUCGUCGAGUUGGUUCUCAGAAUCGUAGCAACCGCAGUUUGAGCUCGAGGCGGUCCCUGACCUCACGGAGAUCCGAAGACCUUGACGGAGCCGCCCUAGUGUCUGGUCUGGAAGGACGAUUCGGAUUAGCAGAAGCUCCUCUUCCCAGUGAGAUUCUGGACCACGACAAAGAUGACGGUGAUAUUACCUCAGAAGAUGGGCUGCUACUCGACGAUGCCUCUACGGCGUCUGGCAUUGACCUCGAAGAGAAUUCGCCGCAUGAAAUUGUCCGAGCGUCUGUACCCCCAACAGACAAUACGACUUUAUCUAUAAACACUCCGCGCAUGUGGUGCCUGUCCGUUCUCUUCUCCAUUCUCGGCUCCUCGACAAACCUGUUCUUCUCAUUACGAUACCCCAGCGUUGCUAUCACACCUGUCAUUGCCUUGCUUCUUGUUCACCCUCUUGGCUUGUUGUGGGACAUGGUGCUUAAACGGCCUGAGGAUCCCGAUGAGGUCUUUGUCGACGGCGUUCGCACCGAUGUUGUGAGUGAUGGAGAAGACCAGGCCCGCAGAAGGAAACGUCGAAUUUCAUGGCGGCAAUGGUUCGCCCAAGGAAAGUGGAACGAAAAGGAGCACACUUGCGUAUAUGUUAGCAGCAAUGUUGCGUUUGGCUUCGCCUUUGCCACGGAUGUCAUUGUAGAGCAGACUCGGUUCUACAACCAGCCGGCCUCGAUUGGAUACCAGUUGCUGUUGACCAUUUCCACGCAAAUUUUGGGCUAUGGUUUUGCUGGCAUGGCCAGAAGAUUUCUCGUUCGCCCCAGUGGUAUGAUUUGGCCAGGAACACUCAUGUCUGCUGCCAUGUUUUCGACCUUGCACAAACAGGACAAUAAACCCGCCAAUGGUUGGACAAUCAGCAGAUGGAAAUUCUUCUAUAUUGUCUGGAGUGGCGCUUUUGCAUUUUACUUCCUACCCGGGCUGCUCAUGCCGGCACUCAGUUACUUCAGCGUCAUCACCUGGUUUGCGCCCAAAAACGUCGUCAUUGCCAAUCUCUUUGGCGUGGCCUCCGGGCUGGGCCUGUUCCCCAUGACCUUUGACUGGGCGCAAAUCACAUAUGUUGGGUCACCUCUGCUGGUUCCAUUCUGGGCUGCUAUGAAUGUCAUUGGCGGUCUCGCUAUUGUGAUGUGGAUUAUAGCACCAAUUUUCUACUACUCCAACGUUCUCUACACAUCAUACAUGCCGAUUCUAUCAACUGGUGUCUUUGAUAAUACUGGCAAGAUUUACAACGUCAGCAAGAUCCUGACCCCUGAAUUUCUCUUCGACAGAGAAGCCUACAAACAAUAUAGCAGAGUAUUCCUACCAGUCACAUACAUGCUCAGCUAUGGCAUGCAGUUUGCAGGUCUAGCAGCGCUCCUCACCCACACAGUCUGCUGGCACGGCAAGGACAUCUGGCGGACGUGGAAGAAAUCCUUGGAGGAAGCACGUCAAAAUGGCAAGCCCACGUACCGACCAGUACCAGGCCUACACUCACAGCAUACCACAUCGUCUACUGGAAGUUUGGGUAGCGAAAACUAUAGCCGCAUGUCAGCCUCAACGUCAAACGUGGACAACUUGAUCAGCAGAGAGGACAUUCAUUGCCGCCUCAUGAGCCGGUACAAGGAUGCCCCGUUGAGUUGGUACUUUCUUACAUUUGCCUCCAUGACGGCCAUUGGCAUGUUUAUUGUCGAAUACUAUCCCGUCCAUCUCCCCUGGUACGGCCUCCUGCUUGCCCUCGCCAUCGGCGCCAUAUUCUUUAUCCCCAACGGCAUUAUCAUGGCCGUUACCAACCAGCACAGCAGCAUAUAUCUCAUCUGCCAACUCAUAUGUGGCGUGGUAUUUCCCGGCCGUCCCAUUGCGAACAUGGUCUUCGUCACGUACGGUUACAUAUCCUCGGCGCAAGGCAUCAAAUUCGCCUCAGAUCUUAAACUCGGUCACUACAUGAAAAUCCCUCCUCGAAUCAUGUUCAUUGUACAAGUCGUCGCCACCCUAGUCUCGUCGGUAACGCAAAUCGGCGUGCUGAAUUGGAUGUUCGCAAACGUCAAGGGCAUCUGCACCGCCGACGCUCUCAACGGCUUCACAUGCCCCAUUGCACGCGUCCACUUCAACGGCUCCAUCCUAUGGGGUGUCGUAGGACCAGGCGAGUUCUUUGGCCCUGGAGCCACAUACCGCGCUCUUGUAUGGUGCUUCCCCCUAGGCGCACUCCUUCCAAUUCCCCUUUGGCUCUACGCGCGAAAGAAGCGCCAUAGCAUGAUCCGCAAGGUCAAUCUCCCCGUUAUAUUCGGCGCAAUGUCAUGGAUCCCCCCCGCCACAGGCCUCAACUUCUCCGUCUGGGCCGUUGUCUGCUACGUGUUCAACUACCUCAUCAAACGACGGGCCAACGCAUGGUGGGGUAAAUAUACAAUGACCCUCAGUGCAGCCCUUGAUUCAGGACUCGCUUUUGGCAUUGUCGUUGUCUUUUUCGGCUUCUUGUACCCCGGGUGGAUGAAACACUUCAAGUGGUGGGGGACAGAAGUAUACAAACAAGGUUGCGAUUGGCAAGCUUGUAGCUAUAGAACGGUUCCAGAGGGCGAGACCUUUGGACCGGAUAUUUGGUGA